This is a messenger RNA of Conger conger (European conger), 2499 nucleotides long. Its product is annotated as protein regulator of cytokinesis 1-like. The coding region runs from base 1 to 2499 and encodes 832 amino acids. The transcript is spliced from 2 exons. The record is from RefSeq and is a predicted model, not a curated record. Lineage: Eukaryota; Metazoa; Chordata; Actinopteri; Anguilliformes; Congridae.
AUGGCGACGACAGCGUUACUAAAUGAGAUAUUGGAGGAGGAGAAUCUGCGCAAGAGUUUAAGGAGCAGCAUAGAGAAGUCUCGCAAGGAGCUGGACACCUUAUGCAGGGAACUUCAGCUGUCCCCCUUCAAGGAGGACAGCGGCACAAUGCUGCAGGUGGAUAAGGAUCUUCGGGUGCGAGUGGAGGCUCUAAUUAAGCAGAAGAGCCAGAGGAUGCAGGAGCUGAAGGACCUGAGGGAGCAGGACCAGGACCUGUGUGACAUCCUAUGCACAGACUCGUUCAGCCUCAUACCCGACGCACACACCGUGCCCUCUCUGCAGCAGCUGCAGCACUUCCGCCAGCACCUCGCCAGUCUGGCUGCGGAAAAGGAAAGGAGGCGUAGUGUGUUUGUGGGCCUUAAGAAGCAGAUUAUCCUGUGUAUGGAGGAUCUGGAGCAGCUGCCAGACACCAGCUUCGAGAGGGACGUGGUUCAUGAGGAUGAGGAUGCCUUCUGCCUUUCUGAAGAAAACAUUGCCUCUCUGAGACUGCUGCUGAGCACGCUGGAGAAGCGGAAGGCGGAGACCGCGGAGCGCUGUGGCGUCUGCCGCAGCCGGAUCCGGGAGCUGUGGGACCGGCUGGAGUUGUGCCAGGAGGAGAGGGACGCGCUCCACCAGCACAUGGCCAGCUCCAAGAAGAGGAACCUGGAGGCUUUGCAAGCAGAGUUGAGUCGUCUGGAGGAGAUGAAGCUUGGUCGUAUUCGGGACUUGAUCAAGGGCAUCCGGUUGGAGAUAGCCUCCUACUGGGACCUGUGCUUUCUGAGUGCUGAGGAGCAGCAGGCCUUCAUCCCGUACUGCAGUGAUGACUUCACAGAGGAGCUGCUGGCUGUGCACAGGGCCGAGCUCCAGCAGCUCAAACAGCGCUACGAGGCUCACAGAGAGCUGUUUGACAGCGUGCGGGGCUGGGAGGACAGCUGGAAGCUCUUCCUGGAGCUGGAGAAAAAAGCAACAGAUCCCUCCAGAUUCAACAACAGAGGGGGGAACCUGCUGAAAGAGGAGAAACAGAGGACUGAUCUGCUCAAAAGCUUGACGAAGCUAGAGAAGAAGCUGAAGGUGCAGAUGGAAGCCUGGACAGAGCAAGAGGGCCAGGAGUUUCUGGUCAGGGGCCACAAUUUCCUGCAGUUUGUGGAGGCACACUGGGAACACCAUCGCACUGAGAAAGAGAGGGAGAAACUGGAGAGGCAUCUGAAGAAGAGCCGGCAGACUGAGGAGGAUAUGCUGUAUGGCACGGUCAAACGGACACCAUCCACAACACAUUCCAAAACAUCGUCAUCUGCAUCAGCAGUGCGUCUGAAAGCUGAAUUAGAGAGAGCUGAGUUGCAAGCCCAAGCUUCCGCUUUAAAACAAAAACGACUACUUGAUGAACAGGAGGCCAAGCUAAGGGCAGAGAGAGAAGAGCUACAGAUACAGACCGCUUUAGCCGCCUCAGAUGCCAAGUUAAAAGUAUUAGACGAGUACGAGAGUCUCCGAGCUUCAUCCAAAGUGACUAAGGGGGAUGGAAUGAGCUCUUACUUAGAGAAAGAGCAGGAGCACUUGGAAUCACAAGCUCACAAACAGGCUAUGCCUACUCCCUAUGCUGCAGCUAUGGUAAAAACAGAACCUGCUAGCAGUAACAACCACAGUGCACCUGCUAGUGCUAAGAAGACCGAACAAGAGUCUCUGCAACAAGAGUCCACACAAGCCAUCAUGGAUUUCCUAGUGAAACAACAAAACCUCACUACUCUGCCCCCACAACAGAUUCCUAUAUUCAAGGGAGACCCUAUGGAGUAUAGGCUAUUCAUCAGGGCCUUCGAACAUGGAGUGGAGGACAAGACGGAUAGUAGCAAAGACCGUCUGUACUUCAUGGAGCAGUACACGGAUGGACAGCCAAGAGAGCUGAUAAGAAGUUGUCUUCACAUAGAACCAGAGCGUGGCUAUCGCGAGGCAAAGAAGCUCUUGAAAGUGCAUUUCGGAAAUGGAUACAAGAUCUCAAUGGUGUAUAUCGACAAGGCACUGAACUGGCCGACUAUCAAGUCUGAUGAUGGAGAGGCGCUUCACUCCUUUGGCCUCUAUCUCAUUGGAUGCCUCAACGCAAUGGCGGACGUGGAGUACAUGGAGGAGCUUGACUGCGUAUCCAAUAUGCGUGCUAUCGUAGCCAAGCUUCCGUACAGACAGAGGGAGCGGUGGAGAAGCAAAGCCUAUGCUCUCCUAGAGAAAGAGCAGCGCAGCGCUAAGUUCAGCGAUCUUGCCGAGUUUGUAAACCUCCAAGCCAAAGAAGCCCUGCACCCUCUCUUCAGCAACCUAACAGAUAGAAACAGGAGCCAAGCUAAGGCUCACAAGGACGAGAAGUCAACCAGAAAGAGUGGCGCUCAGAGAAGCUUCACUACUGCUGCUACAGCAGUCAAGAACCCAGCAGAGAUGAAAGCAAAGGCCAAGGGGGAUACACUCUGCUUUCUCGAACCCUUGUCUCUUCUGCCAAAAUGA